Messenger RNA from Larimichthys crocea (large yellow croaker), 1141 nucleotides. RefSeq names its product liver-expressed antimicrobial peptide 2. The transcript is spliced from 3 exons. Bases 41 to 280 code for a protein of 79 amino acids. Gene Ontology annotation, biological process: antimicrobial humoral immune response mediated by antimicrobial peptide; defense response to bacterium. The record is from RefSeq and is a predicted model, not a curated record. Lineage: Eukaryota; Metazoa; Chordata; Actinopteri; Sciaenidae.
CACAGAACAGUGUCUCUCUUGAACUUGAUCUGCAAACAGUAUGAAGAGUCUUCAGGAAAGAAUCAUCAUUUUGUCAGUUUUUCUGUCUCUGAUCUGCGUCAUUCAGGUCAAUUCACUGCCGGUGCCUGAAGACCAGAAUGGAUUGCUGCAGCGGACAAAACGGUCACUUCUAUGGCGUUGGAACAGCUUGAAGCCUGUUGGUGCCAGCUGCAGAGAUCACGCAGAGUGCGGCACAAAAUACUGCAGGAAAAAUAUCUGUUCUUUCUGGAUCUCCAACUGAAGAAGAGAUACACAAACAUACCUUCCUCAGAGUGCCUGUCUGCAAAACAAAUGUCUGCUUUAUGGACCAAGACCAACCUGUCUCAAAAUGAACACUAUGAAAUUACUGCUGACUUGAACUGAAGGCCAAACUCCAUUCAGCUAAAGUAAUCUGAUCUGGCGCUGCACUGCAGCAAAACAAAGCUGUAAAUGCUGCGUUCACAUGAACAAAUGUCUCCAUCUAGGGCAAUUUUGAUUUUUAAGGAUUUAAUUUGUAUAAAACACUUGCAGGACAUCAGACAGGCUGUAUACAUCUAAACAUGUUUCUCAGAAGAAAAUAUAAAUCUUCAUGCAAAGUUUGCAAGGUGCUCUGAGUUUAUUGGUUCAUGUUUUUUUUUAUUAUUAUAUAUUUAUUUUUGUACAUGUUGUUGUUUACAAUGUAAAUAUUCAAAUUUGUUUCAUAUUUCUCAAGGUUGUAUUGCCCCAAUUUUGUUUGUCAACAAGUUCAGAAGAAAUUAAAACAUUCCUCACAGUUCCUCCUAUUCUCUCAGCGCAAUGGGGAAAACAAAACUUAUGUUGGUUGAGAAUUAAAUAUUUUUGUAUUUAUUCAUCCGAGGACGUGUGAUACUGUGAUUAUUGACUGAGCAAAGAGACAAACUUUGUCUCACUGCUUUUACAUUAUUUUUAACAGACCUUUUUCACAGCAGCUAUUUUAACAUGAAACAGUGCAGACACAGGCGUUACCAAUGGUACUAAUUAAGCGUCGGAACCUUCGUUAGUUAGUGUUGGUAACACCUGUGUGGCCCCUACUAUUUCAUGUCAGGAUGGCUGCUGUGUAAAAGGUCUAUAAUUGCUGUUUUUCCAACAAAAGAUCUUGUGAUGA